Cucurbitaria berberidis CBS 394.84 is the source of this 1181-nucleotide messenger RNA. RefSeq lists its product as uncharacterized. The record is from RefSeq and is a predicted model, not a curated record. The transcript is spliced from 3 exons. The coding region runs from base 404 to 1015 and encodes 203 amino acids. NCBI's taxonomy places the organism in Eukaryota, Fungi, Ascomycota, Dothideomycetes, Pleosporales, Cucurbitariaceae.
UCUCCAUCACACUAAUGCAACAUCACACUUCGAGUUUAUAUAUCCGCAAGGAGAUCUGAUCAGACAAACGUAGCCUACUUGCAGGAAGGUCGCGUGCUGCAGGUGAGGGUGCCACCAGCGACCCGGUCGCACAACUUUGACAGGCGAGUAUGGGGCAUCCUGGUCGUUAUGCGACUUCCUUUGCAAUCAACACAACACGGCUACUUUGGACGAACAAGGCAGUGACAUCCGCCUUGCUUCGAAUCGAAUCAAAACAGGCAUCAUGAAGGAUAUAAAGAGGUGGGUGAGGUGUGCAGUGGAAGCAGCCAACGCACUUUAGCUUCUACCAUCGUAGACUGUACCAAGACCAACAACGAGAAAGUUUGCACCCUCCUCCUUUUUCCACUCGAAGAAAUCCUCCAUCAUGUACACUUACACCAUCCUCUCAAUGCUGCUCGCCGGCAAUGCUCUAGCAGCGCCGAAUCCUAUCCUCAUAUCAUCUCCACCUCACUUCCGUCACAUCGAACAGCUAUUACCAGUGAAGAGGGACACACCCUUCUCAUCGGCGGCAUAUGGCGUAUUACCUCUAGCCAAUACUGUCACUACUACCCUCACUAUCUUCUCCACUGUCACUGUCCCCACGGCUACUACUACAUCUACUGUCACAAUAUCCUCCUCCGCCCUAGCCAUCCCAACGAUUACCGACCUCCCGGAGCCGGAACCGGUGGAGGAAUCGGCUGGUGUGUAUAUAUGCGAGGACUACAACUGGGGCGGCAAAUGCGAAUACAAACUCUCCCCACUUGGUAGCUCAGACGAGGACUGCACAAUACUUGAUGGCACGGCAUCAUCAAUUGGCCCGGAUGUUGGCUUCCAGUGCCUUUUUUUCACCAACGGUUACUGCCGCUCCCUAGCCAACGAUGGCUUGGAUACACUCAUCCUUACUUACCCCGGGAACUCGAACUUGCUCGUCACAGAGAAGGGCGAUUUCAACGAUAAGUUCCACAGCUACCUAUGUUUCAAACUCGAAGCUCCAUAGCUUCUACCAGGAAGGUCGGUUCCUCCUGGAACAGCUGAGCGUUUGGAAGGGGAAGGGGUAAAGGGUAAAGAUGUACUGUCAUGGAUCGUUCAUAAUAUUUAUUCGUCUACAUAGAAGCGUAAUGAUACAUAGUUGUCUUAAUCAAGUGAUUUCAUCGAAAUUCACC